AUUUGACUAACAAAACUGUUAAAUAUUUGAGAAAUUUUACAUAGAAUAUGAUCUUAGUCCGUUGGAGUAAUAUUAUAGGUAUUAUCAUACGUAUUAUAAAGAUAAUUAUUAUCUAUAUUUACUGUCAUAACCAUCAUUACCAUUAGUGAAAAACCAAAAGUUUUAACUUCAAAAUUUAACCAGUUAAUACCGUUAAAGUUAAUUCAAGAUACGUUAUGGUUUAUUAUAAGUACUUAGAUUAUAAAACUUUUGACCUUUUUUCUCGCAUUUUUUUUAAAUUUUUUGUUUGACUAGCACUUUAAUUGAAUUCCAUUGAGGUUCUCAAAUUCAUUGAGGUAAUUCAAUAUAUUACAUCACUGAAUAUUUUACUGAUUAUUUUAAAUCUUUAAAAAUGUAGAUUGCCUAAUAUGUUCUCUGUGUAUUUAUCAAUUGUGUUUAUAAAAUACAAUUUUAAUUAAUUUAUUAUAGCCAUAUGACAAAUUCGUUUUACUUUUUAUUUUGGAUCAUGUAUUUAGCUUUUGUUGUGUACACUUUUUGUUAAAACUAACAAAGCGAUUAAUUGUCUGAGUUGUUACUCGUAUUUUGACGUUCCCCUUAUGUGUUUUAUCGGUACUGGAUCUGAAUGUUCCCUCCCUUGGGCUGAGACAUUUCCGUACUGAAUCUAUGUAACAUAUAAUUUGAUUUAUAAUGUAUUAUUUUAUUAUUUUAUAUUUGUAUAUUAUAUAAUAUAAUUAUUUUUAAUUAGACACUUGGGUUUAUAGUUACAUAAAUGAAAAUAGGUACCUAAGUAUUUUGUUUUUAUCCAAAGUAAAAGUAAUAAUUUUUAUUUGUUAUAGUAAAUUUUAUAUUUUUGUAACCCGAUUUUGAAUUAUAUUUAUAUAUUUUUAAUAUUAAUAAUGAUACAUAAAAACAACGAUUGUAUAUUUAUUUAUUAAAAAGUCAUGUAUUUAUUUCUAUUUGUAUACUAAUAAUUUUUUGACAGGUGGGGGUCCCAGUCGGAGAAAGUGUACUAGAUUCAUAGAUUAAUAGAUGAUUCGUCAGACGUUUUUUUUUUAUAUAUUUUGAUAUUUUUUCAUUAUUCAAAAGCCAGAGUUAAACCCUAAUUUUAACCAAUAUAAUCUCAUGAAAGAUCAAUUUUCUAAUUUAAAAUUAUGUAGUGUAAAGAUGUAAGUUUUUUAAUGUUUAAUUUGUUGAUGAACUUUAAUGUACAUGUUAUUACUUGCCUAACAAAUAGUAUACAUGAUAGUUAAUUAUAAUUCAUUAUGAUUCCAAUUUCCAAAUGUCCAUUUACCUGGGAUACUUAUUUCACACUAGACUCAUAAGUUGUUACUUGUUAUUUUAAAUUAUUUUCAAUGGUUUCUUAUUAAUGUUAAAGUAAUACCUAUAAAUACCUAAUUAUACCUAUUUUGUUAUUUUUAUUACAGAUGGAAGAACAUAGAAAAAAAAAAAAAAAACUCGAAUUACAAUUAAGAGCUAAGAGUCCAAUAAUUAUGUCAAAUAAAUAUAAAAUGACUUCACUUAAUAGUAAUUCAAAAUCUGUACUAAACAUGAAUAGUAUAGACGAAAAUUCAAAAGUAAUUAUUAAAUAUUACACUUUUUGUAAUUAUAAUAAAAUGCGUGUUUAGGAAUUAGCAAAACUUAUUUUAUAUUGUGGACUGUAUAAUAGCUAUUUAAUAAGUUUAGAAAAAAAUAUAGUGUACAAGCCUAAAUUAACGGAUAGGGGGAACACAACCUCUUAAUCCAUUAUGUUAUUUACUUAUAAAAAAUGAGAUAUUAUUCAUCAUAUGGCUAGCACACAGAUUGUAUAGAAAAAACUUUAAUAUCUAGUAAGAGAAAACAAUUGAGAAACGUGCAUUAGCAGGUUUGUAUUAAGAAUGUUGAGUGCAAACAUCUAAUGACACUGCAAAAAUAGUAAAUGGGUUGGGUAAGAUGCAGACAAUAUGGUUUCUAAUUUAGUUUAUAUACUAAAAGUAAUGGCAAAUCAUUGUAAACAAAAUAAAAUAUUAGUCAAAUUUUAUGUAUUAUACAAUUUUUUCAUUGGUCAUAAAUGUGAUUUUAUACUAAUUUGUUCUAUAACAAAAGAAUAUUAAUGUUGUUUCAAAUUAAAUUUUAUUAAUAUAUAUUUUUUUAGGAUAAUGAAAUAUUUAGAGAAAAUUUAUCCUGUUUAAUGUACUGAAAUUUUAUUUUUAUGUUCAAACAAUUAUAUCAUAUUAAAAUAAAUAUUUUUUAGAAAAGCCAAGAAAAUAAAGAAUGGGCAGUAGACACUUCAAUUAUUCAACUACCAAAAACUCUAAAACAUUUGAAUUUAUGUAGUAACUUACAAUCAACACCUAAUGCUAGAAAUUACAAAUCGGAAGUAGAUUCAAGAAUAAUUAUGAAGUAAGAUUGUUUUGUUUUAAUUAAAUAAAUCACCUGUUCUUUAAUUGUUAUUAAAUUUAACUUAAUGCAGAUUAGUCAAGCUUUAAAGUUAGUUUCUAAGAAGUUUAUUUUUAUUGUUUUUAUUAAGAAUAUACCUAUGAUCUGUAAAAGAAGCAUAAUAAGUAUAUGUGAGGAAAGGUAAUUAAAAAAACAUUAGUGUUACGUGAAUUAAGGCGCCACCCAUUAAAUACAAUUGACAGGAUUUUUAUUAUGAGAGGAUAAAGUUAAAAAAGUUCUACAACAUUUUUUUUUUUUUUGUCUGCAACAGAUUCCCUGGAAGUAGUGGAAUAUGUAAGCCUUUCAUUAGUUCUUUUUCAUGUGUUUUAAUCUAGUAUCAAAACGUUUAUAGAAAAUGGUUGCUUCUUUUAUUAUUUUAAUUUCAAGGUCUUUUUGAAGGGUCUGGUUAGAAAUAAAGUGUAGAGAAUUUGUAAUUUUGUGAAGUGUGAUGUUUUGAUAUAUUUGUAUUUUAUUUAAAUUUGAUCUUUAAGUCAAUCCCCAUUACUAAAUCACUUGUGUCCAUAUAGACUUUUAGAGAAAUUUAUAUAUUAAUAGUUUAUUUUUUAAUGUAGUCUAUUUUUUUUUUUUUUUUUUUUUUUUUUGAGAUAGUAAUAUUUCUAUCUAUCUAAAACUAACAUUGAGUAUUAAUAUAUUAAUUAACAUUAAGAAAAGUAUUUCUCAUUAUGUCUUUGCAUAGUUAAUCUUUUAUCAAGGUUUAAACCUAUGUAUUUAACUGUGUUGUGAGAAGAGAUAUAUAGAUUAUUAAUGGUAAUAUUGACACAAAGUUCAUGUCUUAAACUAAAUGCUGUUUGCACAGAUUUAUUGUGGUUUAAUUUAAUUUGUCAAUUUGCGACCAUUCAGACAGUACAUUUUAAUGAUAUUGUAAAUUUGAUGACACAAUUAAAGAAUCCUAGUGAAUAGAUAAAUGACUGUCAUCAGUAUAGUCUGUCACUAUGACUAAGUAUUUCAAGUAGAGAGUUGAUCAGAAACACUACUUAAUAGUAUAGAAUUGUCAGCAUUUAUCAAUGGAGGAGAAAGGGUUUUAUAUUUUAGCAAUUGCUAAGUUUCUCCAUAGACUAUAUUAUAUGGUGGAAUGAAUAUGUUUGGGUAAAAAACAUUUAGAAACUUCAAUUGCAGCUGUAAAUGAUUAUGAUGUAAAACAGUGGUUUUCAUAAAAAAUAUUUUAUGUAUUACUUAUAACAGAGAUGGCAAAUAUAUGGAAUUUGAACAAAUCUUGAGAGCACACGAAAAAUUUAAAUAUUUAAUUAUAUUUUUAUUUUUAACAAUUAAUAACAACUUCACAAUUUAACAUUUUUUUUUUAUUAUUAUAAUAUAUAUAUUUUAUGGGCAAAACCGUAGCUACCUGUAUUGUAAGAUUUAUUUAAUAUAUUUAUUUAUUAGAUUUAACUAUUUAUAUAUUUAUAAAAUAAAUGUAUGAUGAUUACAAAUUUACCCGAAUGAACUUGGCCAUAACUUCAUGAACACCAUGAAUAAGGUUUGUCCAGGUAAAACCCGAAAUAUGAUGUUUUUCCCAAGUAUCGAGGACACUUCCCGUUUUGUCCAUAACAUAUACGUAUAACAUUUUUUAUAAUAUAAUGGCACACUUAAAAAAACAAAAAGGUUAUUUUUAACACGUAACAUCAAAAUAAUUUGCCACUUUUCUUAUAAUAAUAGUAAUUGUUUGUUAGCCUCAGUCCAAUCACACCUACAACAUCUCUACAAACGAAUUCAAAUACGCAUCAAAAUAUUUUUCGACAGAAAUUAUUUGCAAAUGAAAAUAUUUUAUUGGUAAAAAUUUAUUCAAAUAUUUUUAAAUAUUAAAAAGCAUUAGGAAUUAAAAAACUAAUGAUAAUUUGUAUUUGUUUUCCAAUCAGGAUGAAUUAAAUACAAACCAAAGUUCUCUAAGUACUCAUAAUGAAGAUAAAUUCUUAAAAAAAUUGAAAACUAAUAAUGAAACUGUAAAAAAUCUUACUUAUAAAAAUAAAAUGAUUCAUUCAUCAAUUGAUAGCAAAACUAAUGAAGAUAAUAAUGUGGCUGAAAAUACAAAAAGAUGUUUAUUUGAAAAAGAAAAGACUAACAGUACAUUUAAUUUAGAUACAGAUCAAGAUUCACUCAAUAUUUCUUUAGAUAUCUUGGAACAAGUUUGUCAAAUGUCAGAAAUUAUAGAUGGUUCAACUGAAGAAAUUCAAGUUGAGAACAAUACUGAUAAAAAGAAAAAUAAAUUAUCAUUUUUUCUUUAUGGGAAUAAUUCCACAAUACUUGAAGAAACAGAAGAGGAAAAUGAAUUAUUACAAUUUGCUUUAAGUAUGGAAGAUAAUAUAUUGACUGAAACUAAACCAAAAAAUAAUAUAUGUUCUGAUGGAGGAUUUACAUCUUUAACUCAACUAAAAAAUAUGGAAUACAAUCUAUUCAAAACUGAUAGUAAAAGACCCAAAAAUAAUAUCAAUAAUGCUGAUCAUACAUUUCUAGGUCCUGUAGAAAUUAAUGAUAUUGGUAAUACACAAAUGUGUGAAAUAGCUGACAUUACAGAAACACUAGAGCAGUCAUUUGAUGAUCAAUGGACACAACAAUAUACAACAGAUGAAUCUAAUAUAAAUCAAAAAAAAAUGUUGAAUGGUUCUUUUCCUAAUUCUAGUCAAAUAACAUUCAUAACCGAUCAAAUAUUAAAAUUAUCAAAAAAUAAUAUUAAUCACGAGGUUGAUAAAUUUAAUGAUAUGCCUGAAAAAAUAAUAACUGAAGUACAUCCCAAGUUAAAUGGUGAACCAAAUAAAUCCAUGACCAUUAAAGAUAAACCUAUAACCAAUCCUAAUAAGUGCCAAGGUUUUUCAACAGCUGGAGGUAAAUCUAUUAAAAUAUCAGAUCAAGCAUUAAAAAAAGUUCACUCAGUGUUGAAUGAUGAACUAAAUGAAUCACCAACCAUUAUUAAAGAUAAACAUAUGAUUAGUUCUAAUAUAUGCCUAGGUUUUUCAACAGCUGGAGGUAAAUCUAUUAAAAUAUCAGAUCAAGCAUUGAAAAAAGUCCACUUAGUGUUGAGAGAUGAACUAAAUGAAUCACCAACCAUUAUUAAAGAUAAACCUAUAACCAAUCCUAAUAUGUGCCAAGGUUUUUCAACAGCUGGAGGUAAAUCUAUUAAAAUAUCAGAUCAAGCAUUAAAAAAAAGUCAUUCGGUGUUGAAUGAUGAACUAAAUGAAUCACCAACCAUUAUUAAAGAUAAACCUAUAACCAAUCCGAAUAUGUGCCAAGGUUUUUCAACAGCUGGAGGUAAAUCUAUUAAAAUAUCAGAUCAAGCAUUAAAAAAAAGUCACUCAGUGUUGAAUGAUGAACCAAAUGAAUCACCAACCAUUAUUAAAGAUAAACCUAUAACCAAUCCGAAUAUAUGCCAAGGUUUUUCAACAGCUGGAGGUAAAUCUAUUAAAAUAUCAGAUCAAGCAUUGAAAAAAGUUCACUCAGUGUUGAGAGAUGAACUAAAUGACUCAUCAACUCUGGAUAAAACUAUCAACAAUUCCAGUAUUUCUCAAAAUAUUUCAAUUGCUAAAGAUAAAUCUAUUAAUAUAUCAGACAAAGCUUUUCAAAAAUGUCAAUCACAAUCGGGGUCAAAUAAAGAUAUUAAUGUAUUAAAAUUGUUGGAUAAUUCACCAGAAUCUAUGGCGGCUGUUUCUACUGAUAAUUGUAGUUACUUAGAAAAGAUUUUAAAAAACUCAAUUGUUGAAAACAAAAAAAAAGAUAAUUACUUUGAAAAUUCAAAAAAUGAAGACUGUACUCUUGAAGAUUUGUCUUUAGUUGAUAUGGUUGACAAGUUUGAAAGAGAACAAAGUGUUUGUGAGUCAGUGUUGAGUAAUAAACGUCCUGGAAGUCCAAUAUUUGAACUUCAUCAUAAAAUUAAAAAAAAUAUAUUAUAUGAUAAUGGAUGGGAAAUUGGUGUACUAAAAUUGUCAUUUGAUGAAUAUUUGAUGAAAAAAUUAAGGGGACCAAAAGUAUCUUUACCAGAAGCUAUAAAUUGGAUUCUACCUAAAGUAUGUACCUAAUACAAAACAGGUGAUUUUUUUCUUCAAAUAUAUAUUUUAGGCAUAAUAUUAAAUUACCCUAAUCUCUGUAUUUAAUUUUUGUUAUCUUUGUUUUUAGCAUGCAUGCCAUAGCAAAAUUUGUUUAGACUCUGAGUGGAGUAAAGAACCUUAUGGUUUUACAAAGAUGUUAAUUUUUUUUUCCUGUGGACAACUUUUCUAACAGCAGUUUUGCUUUAACUGUGCAAUUUUUUUAAAAGUUAAUUUCUCUGGGGAGGUACUUUAAAGAGGUCAUUUUUUAAUUUUCUCCAGUUUUCUUGGAAAAUGUGAAAACUAGGAAAAAACAUAGGAAAACCUGGUAAAUUGGUACAACAUUAAAUAGAUAUUGUUAAAGAAAAUAUAUAGAGGCCGUUUAAUUAUUUUACUAUAAAAUUUCAUAUAUAUUGUUGACAAAGCAUGACUAUUAACUGAACUCCGCUCAGAAUGGUUUAUCGCUGCUUACGGGUAUACAUUAAAUUAAGAGUAGCUGCACCUGUCAUUAUUCAAUUACUUCUUUUUUGUAUUACACAUAUUAAUAAUAGGUUACAUUAGAUAAAAUACUUAAUGUCAAUAUUGACGAUUAUUAAAUACAUUUAUAUUGAUUAAUAUAGUAAUGUGGAAUAAUUGGAACGGGAAGUGCUUCUAAAAAUAUACUUUAAUCAUUCAUUUUACUACCAAUAUAUAAAGUCUUGUAUCUGCCUUAAUAAUUACAUCUUAAAUGGAUCUACUAAAGGUUGGUCUACUAAUGAAUCUAUUAUUAAAAAAAAAAUUAUAUACUAUUUUAUAAACAAGAACUUCCUCUAUCAAUGUAUUUAUCAUUUAUUGUAGUCUAAUGUAAACUAAGAACUCAUAGUAUAUUGACAUACAUUUUGCUAAGAUAUUCGUGUGUAAAACAAAGACAACCAAAAUGGUAAAGACUAAAGAGUAAAUCAUAUGACAACAUAGUAUAGUGAAUGGAUAUAAUAUAGAAUAUACAUGAAAAUAUUUUCUUAAAAACAAUAUUAUUAACUUUUAAACUUUUUUUUUUUCUAGCAUUCAUUCCCUGAGAAUGAUUUGAAGGAGGAAUUAAAUAAAUUGAAUUAUGAUGAUAAUUUUUUAAAUUUUAUGUUACACUGGGAAAAGUAUAUUUAUUAAUGUUCUUAAUUUUGUACUUAUUAAAUGCUAACAUAAAUACUAAAUGCAAUGUAUUUUUCAGGAAUUUUAAACUUUCUGAUGGCAGUAUAAACAAAAAGUAUAGUUUUAGAGAUAUUAAAAACCUUUUCUUAUCACACGAUUUUGUUGACAACAAAAUCAUUCCAAAAAGAUGGAUUGAAAAUCAUUUUCGUUUAAUUAUAUGGAAAUUGAGUGCUACAGAGAUUAGUUUCCCUGAUCACUUUAGAAACACGUAAAUAUAUUUAACUCGAAUAAAUAAAAUAUAAAAAAUAUACAUAUCAGGGUAUUAUAAUAAAAUUAACUGGUUUUAUUUUUUAAUUAUGUUUACCUUAUUACUUUAUUAUUAAGUUCCCUAAAUAUAAGACAAUUUUUGUCCAAUUAUAACAAUGCUCUAAAAGUUUGUUUUAGUAAUUUUUGUAUUAAUCAAACAUUUUUUUAUUGUUUUAGUAUUCUUUAUUUUAAUUCCAUAAAUGAUUGUUUACAUAAUAAUUAUUUUUGAUUAUUCAUGUAGAAAUUUUUUUUAAAACUAAUAUUAACUAAAUAUAUUCCUAUGAGUAUUAUUUUUAAUUUGAUACUUUAAAAUGGUUUUGGUAUUUAUAGAUUAUUGACUGCAAAGAAUGUAAUACAUCAACUAUUAUAUAGAUAUUAUAGAGAAAUUGAAAAAUGUCAAAGAUCUGCAUUAAAAAAGAUACUUGAAAAAGAUGAAACAGCAUCAAAACGGAUAAUUGUAUGCGUUUCAAAAAUUAUCAAAGCAAGUAUUUAAUUGUAUAUCACUGGCUACCCAGCAAACUCUUGUAAGUUGAACUGUUGAACUUUUUUUUUCAGUAAUUUUUUAAAUCUUCCAGUUGUACGUAUCUCCUAUAAAAUUUGCUAAAAUCAACUUACGAGGUUUUGAUGGAUAGCUAACGUUUUACAAUGUUUGUAAUAUUCAUAUUGUGCUACUUAUACUAGUGUUAACAAAUUAUUCAAAUUAUAGUUAAAAACUAUUUUAACUAAUUUUUUAUAUUUUAAUGUCUACUUAAACACACAUUACUGUUGAAUUAUAUCUACUAUUUUGUAUUUUUAUAUGCAAUUUCAAACCGUAUAUUACGUUAAUUAUUGGUUUAUACUCAGUGCCAAGAGGGAACGCAUAUGGCUCACGCAUCCAAACGACAACCAAAGUGCUCCAACAGCGCCAUAGUGUUUCGUAGUGAGAGUCAGUUGAUCAUGUUUCGUAAUGGGCAUGCACAAAAAUAUACGAGUUUUGUUCUACCGCUGUAUACAUUCUCUCAUUGCACGGAGUAUAAACUAAAAGUAUAUACAGCAAAUUCCACUUAAUGUUGGCAGUGACGUAAUAUAAGCAUAAUGAUCUGGUCUCGAUUCUAAUGUAUAACGAUACUCAUUUCGGUUGAAAUGGGCAAGCAUAACUGGAUUCCACAUUAAAGGGUAUCCAUUGUAUUUAUAUUAUUUAAUUGUAUUCACAGAAAAUAAACUUAAAAUGUUAGUUUAGGCAGGUAGUAAAAAGCACAUCAAAUUAUGUUUUAAUAACUAAACAUAAAACAUGUAUAUAUCUAAUACUCAAAUUUAAUGAACAUUUAAUGAAGAUUUUUUUAUAAAUAUUUUAGACAAAUUUAUCAGAAACAUAUGAUAUUGAACUUACUGAUGGGUGGUAUAGUGUUCAUGGAUUGAUUGAUUAUGAAAUGAAUACGCUUUUACAUAAAGGAAUAGUAAAAGUUGGUACUAAACUAAUUAUACAUAAUGCAGAACUUAUUGGUGCUGGAGAAGGAAUCGAUCCAUUAGAAGUAAAUUUUUUAAAAUUAAACAUUAUUCAUACAAUUUUGAAUUAAAGCAUUUCAUGCUGGGGAAAAAAAUGCAAAAUAUUUUAAAGAUAAUAUUGCAAAUAUUUUUAUUAUUAUUAGUUCUAAUUUAUUUUUAGUUACAAUAUACAUGUAUAUUGAUAUUAUAUUUUUAUUUUUUUUUGUAUGUGUAAGGUUCAUGAUGGUAUUAAGCUCAAGUUUUCUACAAAUAGUACAAGAAGAGUACGCUGGCAUACUAAAUUGGGCUUUUAUAAAAAUUCUUUAUUACCUAUAACUGUUAGUUUAGAAUCAGUUCUACCACGAGGAGGAAUAAUAGGAUCCCUUUCACUUGUGAUACUAAGAAAAUAUCCUAUAAUGUAUCUUGAAAAAAAAAAAAAUUCAAAAUCUAGUAUGUAUAAUGUUUAUGUUAAUAUUAUUCAUGUAUAGUAUAUAUAACGGUGGUCCUUAUUUUUUCAAUUUCAAAUUUUCCUUCGGGAAAUCUGCUUAUCAUGUGCUGUAUAAUAAUAAAAAAAAAAAAAUGGCCUGAAACUUAGAGGACCAUCCUAGUAUAUAUAUAUUUAUAUUACCAAUGUCGUAAAUUUAGGAAAUCAAUUUGCAUAAUUAAGACCUAGGUUAUUAUAUUUCUAGGCUUAUUAAUGCCUAGGUAAGUUAGUGUAUAAUGAACAUAUAUGUUAGAAUUUGACAUGAUAAAAGUAUUAGUCAUUAUAACAUGUCUAAUUAUCAUACAGUCAUUAUUUAUUAUUUAUCUGUUAUAAAUUUGCUCAUUACAAUUUCGUUCAAAAGUUGAGAUACUGUUUUUUAUCUAAUGUCCAUUUUUCUCACAAAAAAAAAAAAAAAAAUAUAAUCUAAACCAGUGUUUCCUAAACUGUGGUCCGCAGAUCCUUAGAGACAUGUAUACCAUAAACGUAAAUUGAAAAUACUAUAUAGUAUAUAUAAAAAUUAAAAUACUGAUGUAUAAAAGGGUUUAAGGGAGCUGGAGGUCCGCGAUCGCUUUUACUAUCUGUAAGGGGCUCGACGAAGAAAAAGUUUAGAGAAUGCUGAUCUAGGCAAGAUAAGAAAUUGCCACCUUUCUAAUUUGUGUACUUUGUAUAUAAUUUGUAUACUACCUUUUCUGACCAAGAAUAUUUUCCUGAACAUUUUUAUAUCUAAACUCAAACACAAAACUUAAUAUUAAUGAAACAUAAUUUAUUUGCUAAUGAUACAGAAAUUUACUAAUUUCAAAAACCAAUUUGAAAUUAUUUUGUAAUCAUUUAUCAGCACGUAUUUGGAUUUGAACCUUAAGUGUGGGCGAGGUAUCUGAACUUGGUCCAUCUAAAUUAAAAUUAAGUAUAUAAAAUAGGGAAAUGAUUUCAUUGAUAAAUAAUGCCAAUGAUUGGCUGUCAUUCUUAAAAAUUAUUGAUUUUUAUUAAAUAUUUUAUAUCAUUGUCUUAGUUAUUUUCUAAAAUUGUUUAUCAGUAAUGUAUGUAUACCUAUGAAAAAUGGUCUUACCCAAUAUAGACUAGCCAUUUUAAAUAAUGCCUUAAUACCAUUAAACAUCAUUAAUUUUAACAUUUAUAUAUAUUUAUAAAUUUACUAUUUUAGUUAUAAGAAAUGAAAAAAUGGAAACUAUUGAAGCAGAAAAAUAUAAAGCAUACCAACAAAAAUCAUUAGAAAUUAUUUCAAACAAAAUAGAAACUGAGAUGAUUGUUGAAAUGGAAACAACUAAAAAAUCUAAACAAUAUCUUUUAAGUUUUAAAAAAGACAAUUUAGAUAAAUUAAGCAUAGAAGAAUUAAGCAAUAUUAUAGAUAAUUCUCCAGAUCCUUUAGACAUUCAAGUAGUUUAUUUUUUAACUUAUUAACUUUAUUAUUAUUUGAGAAGAUAUAAAAUAUAAAUGCAUAAAACAAUUGUUUUUUUUUUUUAGUUAUUACUUAAAGAAGAUAAAUUAAAAGCUCUUGAGAAUUUUAAAAAAUCUGAACAUGAAAGAUUCAAUUCUGAACUUCAAAAUAGAGUAAAUAAAAUGUUCAUUGAUCAAUUUAAAGAUGCUCGUAAAGUUAUACCUUUAUUUAAGGUAAUUCAAAUUAUUUUAUUUUAACUAAGGUUUUAUUAAUUCAUUGUGGUUAGUUUAUAAUGUGUUUUAACUACUAAUGUAUUAUUACUGUAAAAAUGUAUCUAUAUAUAUUAUUGUCAUUUAAUGACAUUUUAAACAAUAUACAUUUAAUUUAGUUACGAGUUGUUGAUAAAAAAUAUGCUUCUACUGGUUGUAAAUCUGCUAUGCUUACAAUAUGGAACCCACUAGAGGAUGUCUCUGCAAUUUUAAACAAAUCUUGUGAAGGUCAAUUUUGUACAAUUAACUAUCUUACUACUAAUGGAUUUAUGUAAUACAAUUAUAAGUAAAUCUAUACUUUAUACAUUUAACAUGAAUUUACUUAAAGUACUUUGUUAUUUAGAAAUGAUGAAUUACAAAUAUCAACGACUAAAAAUACUCGUUUAGAUUUUAAAGGAUUUAUAAACGAUUAUGCAAAACGUGAAGUUGUACAAUGUUUUAAAAGUAUUUGGUCUGGUACAUUUGUACCUUUAUUUGGUGAACUGGAUUUUGUUGGCAUUGUAGUUUCAAGUGUUUAUAAAAUUAAUAAUAUUUAUAGUGAAAUUUAUGUAUCUGAUAAAGAAAUGAAUAUAGUCAAUAUACUGUUUAGAGGAAAUAUAAAGGUGAUUUACUAAAACGAAAAAUUAUAUCUUAAAUUUAAAUAAUAUUUUUUUUUUCUUUCUAGAAUUAUGGAUGUGAUGAUUUAAUUCAAAUAGGUAAUAUAAUAUCAGGAAUGAAUGUUCAAUUUAGAGGCUUCAAAAAAUCAUCUAAUGAAUUAACUAUGCCUAAAUUAUAUAACACUGAAUUGUCUUCAUUUACGACUAUUCCUAAGACUGAACUUCUUUUAGAUAUUUUUAAUGGUUAUAAAAUGUUUAUGAAUAAAUCUGAAGUAAGUAGUUUAAGAAUGAUUACUUAUUAGGGUUGGAACAAUAUUUCUUUUUAUAUUGAUAUCACAAUAUUUUAGUUUUUUAUAAACAAAUAUAAAAAACAGUAAUUCAGAUACUGAAUCAGAAUAGAGAAUACCAAAUAAGAAACAACAUUAACAACAUAAAUGUGAUAUUUCAACCCAAUAUCAAUGUGGGGGUCUGCAAUGCCUCUAUUAUUCAUUAUUAAAAACUUUAUGAUAUGCAUAUAUUUUGAAUUAUAGAUUAAUUAAUAUAAUGUACAUCACUAAAUAACUAUGUUAGCUUAGUCUUCAUGAAUAUUUAAAUUAUUCUUUAGAUUUAACCUUAAUUUAAUAAUAAAUAAUUUUCUAGUCAUCAAGUUUCUAUUUUCUGGUAGUGAAUAAGCUAUUUGUUUAAAAUGUUUGUAGUAAUAGCUAAUAAGAAGUUGUAAGUGCCUAAGAGCACUUAAGUAGUAUCAUCUUUUAAAUCUAAGUAUAAUAUGUUAUCUUUAAAAAUUUGUAUAGAAAAAUUCUCUAUUUGGUCAUUUGAUUUUGAAAACAUUUUUAUAUUUUAAUUCUAAAUAUUAAAUAUAAAAUAAAAAUAAAUUACUUAGACAUAAUCAUAAUCCUCACAUGAAUAAUAUUUAUUUUUUUUAACCAUUUUCCAACAGAAUCAAAAUUUUCUCAUUUGCUGUCAAAGUAGACUUAAUAAAAUUCAUAGUAAAAAUGUAGAAAAGCUGGUAACAAACAAUGACAGCACAAGAAAGCAAUGUUUAAAUACAUCAAAAAAUUCAUUUCAUAAGUCUUAUGGAGAAAUACCUGUAACUGUAGUAAAGACGUCUAAUACAUCUCAAUCAGAAUUUUCUCCAGUUCAAAAACGAAUUAAAAUGUUGAAUAGUUAUGGGAAGACACCACCAUUAAAUAUUGUUCACACAAAACCACCAGACAAAAUAUUAAUGAGUCAGUUUAAAACACCGACCAGAUUGUAGCUUUUCAGAAAAAUAGAUUAUCAUAAGUUUAUUAA
This is a messenger RNA of Cinara cedri, 13373 nucleotides long. Lineage: Eukaryota; Metazoa; Arthropoda; Insecta; Hemiptera; Aphididae. The record is from the annotation of a GenBank genome assembly.